AUUCCAUGCUGUCUAUUGCUAAAGAAAACACAGUUUUGUUUAAUGAUGAGUAUCUCCAGUAUAAAGAUACUAUAACAAAUAUUCAAACUCGGUUACAAAAAGACAUUGAGCUUCUUGACUAUGACCUGGCUGAUCGGCAAGACGCUCUUGAGUAUGCCAACGAUAGAGUUAGCAUUUUCAGAAUUCUUAAAGACGCUGAAUUCUCUGAAGAAAAGACAAUGGAAAGAUUAUUGGACACAAUUCAAUGGCGGAAAGAUGAAAAAAUUGCACGUAUCACUUAUGAUUCAGUGACACCCGAGUUUUUUGAAAAUGGAUUUGCAUUCUUUCACAAACAAGAUUUGAUCGGGCGACCUGUUGCUGUGAUUCAGAUGCGCCAUUUUCCUAAAUUUCGAGACAAGACAAAGACAAUAUCAGAUGUUAUGCUACCAUUUGCUUGCCUUGUCAUGGAAAUUGCUCGGCAAAUCACUCGAGAUUUGACUCGAGAAAACGAAAAAAGCAACAGUCGACUUGUGCUUGUGUCCCAAAUAUCCAUUGUGAUUGAUAUUGCCAAAGCUCCCUUUGUGCCUAUCGAUUCUAGUUUGAUGCAUUCACUUAAGGACAUUGUUAAUUCGAGAUAUCCCGGAUUUGUCGGAUCUGUCUAUAUCAUGAAUUUUGGAUGGAUGUAUCAGGGUAUUUGGCAAGUAGCUAAACUUGUAUUGAGUGAACAAGCAAAGUCUCGAGUUAGUUUUAUAUCAGCUGAAGAAAUCAAACAAAUUAUUGCAGUAGACGAUUUACCAAGAGCACUGGGUGGAAAUAAUGAUUUUGAAUGGACUCUAGAGACAGAUUUAAUACUCGAUAUGUAUGCUACAGAUAAACGCUUUGAAGAUAUUCUACCCCCUACACGCCCAUCCCGAAGUUCUUCUGUAUCUUCAACAACAAGCAGUAUAUUUUAUGAUGCGCCAGAUUUUCUUUUAUCACCAUCCCCAUUUACACCACCACAUGCAUCACAAUACGAAAUUAUUCAAUCUACAUAUACAUCUACUCAUCCUAGUCUGUAUGGCACACCAGGCACAAUGACACCUAUUAAUGCUUAUUGGACCAAUCGACAAGUUGCAUUGAGAUCUCCUUCACCAGAACCAAGAUAUUUUCUGAAUGGACUCCACCUGGGGGAAUCCUUCCUCACAUCUUUCUUUAGACUUGGACGCACUUCUCCUAGUGUAGAUAGUCAAGCAUUAACAAGUCGUCUUAAUGAGCUGGUUGUGUUGGAACAAGACUUACUAAAAGACCAACAUGCCCAAUUGCAUCAAAUUCAUUUCCCUCAUAUGUUACCCGAUAAUCAUCCUCAAAGUAUCUAUUUGGUCUCGCCUGUCAAACAUCAACUCGCUAGAGUAGAACAAAAACUAGUGCGAAUCACACGAAGAUUGUUCAGAAUGUCAUUUGCAUACAAAGGAGCGGUCUACUGGAUUCUUUUGUACAUAUUCCUCAGAGGGCCAGUAGAACACUCUCUUAAAAAAUCACUCACAAAACUAUUUCAUGGACUCACACAAGAACAAAUCACAUAUACAACAAUAGGCACAACAGCCACCAUAGCAGCUACUUUGAGCUCUACGUUUUCUAAUUCACUUUAUCAAAACAAUUACAAUAAUAAACGUCGCUCGCAUUAA
Messenger RNA from Gilbertella persicaria, 1643 nucleotides. Its product is annotated as CRAL-TRIO domain-containing protein. The coding region runs from base 6 to 1643 and encodes 545 amino acids. NCBI's taxonomy places the organism in Eukaryota, Fungi, Mucoromycota, Mucoromycetes, Mucorales, Choanephoraceae. The record is from RefSeq and is a predicted model, not a curated record. The transcript is spliced from 3 exons.